GAGGGAGCUUCCAUCUUCUCUCUGCUUCUUCAUCCUCUUUUUAAACCAAUUUAGACGUAGACUUGGAUGAGAUUCCGAACCUAAUCCAUGAUUAGCUAAAUGGCGUGAGAAAAGGAAGAGUCUAUAAGAGUUUUGAUGAUAUGGAUAUGCAGAGGAAAGUGUUAUUAUUUUUAUCUUUUUUGUUAUGUUGCAUUUUUGGUCUCUCACAGUAGGCGUUUUGCUGAUGUCUUUCUCACGCGUUUGCAUUUGAGAUCUGAGGCUAAAGGCAACAAUUCUGUUUUUAUUUCAUAACGACUAUUAUGCCUACAUGCGAAAGGGUAGCCAAUUGCUGGAGAAUGGAAGCGCAUGACGGAAUUACGACUAUAUUCUGACACUUUUCCCGAUAAGCAUUUGAACUAAAUAGAGUAGGCUACCCAUUAAUUGGAUUUCAACAUUACAUCCACCUACUCAUCAUCCCAAAAUAAUCGCAACUGAUAUCCACACCAUACGAUAUAAAUGUUUUUGUAAUGGUAAAAGAACAAUCGCUGCUAGUGUCAGUGACAUUUAAACAGGAUAUCCUUAGGUAUUCGCUUUCCAGUGAAUACAAUUUAUCAGUGUGAAACUGAGCAACUUCAUCGUUUUCUGUAGGAUGUCGCGCCGCAAGCAAGCUAAACCAAGAUCAUUGAAAGUAGAAGACAAUGUGACAGAGGAGCAGCACAGUCCUGGGCAGAGUGCGAUUCCGAGCGAUCCAGAGUGUUCUCUCGAGAGGGAAUUGGAGGAUGGUGAGGCUGAGGCCGGGUCUAGGCGUUUGAGGAAGAGGCUUCUCUCUCCAGAGGAAGGCAAGGAGGGGGAGGACGACGACGAGGAGGCCGCGCUGCACAGCUGCGACAGCUGCCGGCAGGUGUUCGAGUCGCUGAGCGAUCUCACCGAACACAAGAUUAAUCAAUGCCAGCUGACAGAUGGUGUUGAUCUCGAGGAUGAUCCUUCCUGUUCUUGGCCUGCAUCAUCUCCAUCCAGUAAAGACCAGACUUCCCCCGGCCACGGUGAAGACUAUGAUUUUGGCGAGGAUGAAGGGGGCCCCGGCCUGCCGUACCCAUGCCAGUUCUGCGAUAAGUCCUUCAGCCGUCUGAGCUUCCUGAAGCGCCACGAGCAGAGCCACGGUGACAAGCUCCCCUUUAGCUGCACCUUCUGCAGCCGCCUGUUCAAGCACAAGCGUAGCCGCGACCGCCACGUCAAGCUGCACACCGGCGACAAAAAGUACCACUGUGGCGAGUGCGACUCGGCCUUCUCACGCAGCGACCACCUCAAGAUCCAUAUGAAAACCCACGCCUCCAACAAGCCCCACAAGUGCCCUGUGUGCCGCCGGGGCUUUCUCUCCUCCAGCUCCCUACAUGGACACAUGCAGGUCCACGAGCGGGGCAAAGACGGUGGUGGCGGGGGGCCAGGUAGCGGCCUCUCCAGAGAGGAGUGGAAGCUGAAGGAGACGAGGAAGUGCAGCCGCUGCGAGGAGGGUUUUGAUGUCCCUGAGGAGUUGCAAAGGCACAUCGCUGAGUGCCACCCAGAGUGCUCUCCGUCGGAGGACGGGGGCCUGUGUGGCGCCUUGCAGUGCAUCUAUUGCCACGAGCCAUUCAGCGACGAGGGUGUCCUGCUGACCCACAUUGACCAGGCCCACAGCCGCGACCGCAAAGGUCACAACUGCGCCGUCUGCUCCGAGCACUUCCUCUCUGUGGAGGACCUCUACGCCCACAUGGAUGUCCACCAGCUCCCCGAAUCCAGUAACCACAGCAACAGCCCAUCCCUGCUCACUGUGGGCUACACCUCUGUCUCCAGCACCACCCCAGACUCCAACCUCUCCGUCGACAGCUCCACCAUGGUGGAGGCAGCCCCGCCCAUACCCAAGACCCGGGGGAGGAGAAAGAGGGCCGCCCAGCACACCUCACACGACAUUGGGGGCCGUUCGUCCAAGCAGCCCAAGAUUUCCUACAGCUGUAUCUACUGCAACAAGCAGGUGUUCUCUAGCCUUGCCGUGCUUCAGAUACACCUGCGGACCAUGCACCUUGACAAACCUGAGCAGGCACACACCUGUCAGUUCUGCCUAGAGGUGCUUCCCUCCCUGUUCAACCUGAACGAGCACCUGAAGCAGGUGCACAAUGCCGAGGACCAUGCCACCCUGCUGGGCAGCCUGCCUGACACCCUGCUCCAGUGUAAUUUCUGCACCGAGGUUUUAAGUGACCUCAACUCUCUUCAAGAACACAUCCGCUGCUCCCACGGCUUCCCCAGCCCCGUGGCCAAGGAGAGUAACGCCUUCUUCUGUCCCCAGUGUUUCAUGGGAUUCCUGACUGAGGCCACCCUGGAGGAGCACGUCCGUCAGACCCACUGUGACGGGGGCAGCCUGCGUUUCGACUCCCCUCUAGAGGUGACUCCCAAGGAGCCCAUUGUGGAGGUGUACUCCUGCUCCUACUGCACCAACUCGCCCAUCUUCAACAGCGUUCUGAAGCUGAACAAGCACAUUAAAGAAAACCACAAGAACAUUCCGCUGGCACUGAACUACAUCAACAAUGGAAAGAAGUCUCUGCGGACCCUCAGCCCUUCCUCACCCAUAUCGAUUGAUCAAUCUUUCCUUCAUGGUUCCUCCUCUCGCAGCAAUCGUGGCACUAGCGAGUUCAUCUGCAACCAGUGUGGGGCCAAGUACACCAGCCUGGACCUGUUCCAGACCCACCUGAAGACUCACCUGGAUGGGAUGCAGCCCCAACUCAACUGCCCCCAGUGCAACAAGGACUUCCCCAACCAGGAGUCCCUGCUGAAGCAUGUGACGGUCCACUUUACCAUCACCUCCACUUACUACAUCUGUGAGAGCUGCGACAAGCAGUUCACCUCGGUAGACGACCUGCAAAAACACCUGCUGGACAUGCACACAUUUGUGUUCUUCCGCUGCACCCUCUGCCAGGAAGUGUUUGACUCCAAGGUGUCCACCCAGCUCCACCUGGCUGUCAAGCACAGCAAUGAGAAGAAGGUGUACCGCUGCACAUCCUGCAACUGGGACUUCAGGCACGAGGCCGACCUGCAGCUGCAUGUCAAGCACAGCCACCUGGAGAAUCAGGGCCGGGCCCACCGCUGCAUCUUCUGUGGGGAGUCCUUCGGCACGGAGGUGGAGCUGCAGUGCCACAUCACCACACACAGCAAGAAGUACAACUGCCGCUUCUGCAGCAAGGCCUUCCACGCCAUCGUACUUCUGGAAAAGCACCUGAGGGAAAAGCACUGUGUGUUCGAGGGCAAGGCCCAGAACUGUGGUGCGAAUGGAUCCACCACCGGAGGAGCGGACCACCACCCGGCGGCCAAGGACGACGCAGAGCUACAGGGUCUCCUGUCCAACAGCCAUGGUGCAGGAGCGGCAGGAUCAGGAGGCGUGUUGGAGUCCCCAAACAACCACGAUGGGAGUGAGGAGGAGGUGGACACCGCUGACCCCUUGUUUGGGUGUGACAUCUGCGGGGCGUCAUACACCAUGGACUCACUCCUCACCAACCACCAGCUCCGAGACCACAACAUCCGCCCGGGCGAGAGCGCCAUGGCGAAGAGGAAGUCGGACAUGAUCAAGGGCACCCACAAGUGUAACGUCUGCCAGCGCACCUUCUUUUCAGAGGCAGGUCUGAGGGAACACAUGCAGACCCACCUGGGCCCCGUCAAGCACUACAUGUGUCCCAUCUGCGGAGAGCGUUUCCCCUCGCUGCUCACACUGACCGAGCACAAGGUCACCCACAGCAAGAGCCUAGACACGGGCAGUUGCCGCAUCUGCAAGAUGCCCCUGCAGAGCGAGGAGGACUUCAUGGAGCACUGCCAGAUGCACCCCGACCUGCGGAACUCCCUGACGGGCUUCCGCUGUGUGGUAUGCAUGCAGACCGUCACCUCCACCCUGGAGCUCAAGAUUCACGGCACCUUCCACAUGCAGAAGACAGGCACCAUGUCCACCAACCACCCCAUUGGCCGCACCACCAAUCUCGCCUCCCACCACCACAACCAGCAUCACCACCAACAACACCACCAGGCCAACCAGAAACUCUUCAAGUGUGCCUCGUGCCUGAAGGAGUUCCGCUCCAAAUCUGACCUGGUGAAGCUGGACAUCAACGGGCUGCCUUACGGGCUGUGUGCCGCAUGUGUCAGCGCCGCCGGCUCAAAGAGCUCCAGCCCCACGGUGAUGAAUGGAGGCAGGCAGCAGCAGCAGGGAGGGGGAGGAGCCACGACCCCAGCCAUGCCUGUAACAGCAUGGACCGCUCAGACGGAGAGACUCAGCCCCAGAGAGGGGAAAGGCAAGCCGCCCCAUUCAUCGUCAUCGCCCUCCUCCUCUAUUUCCUCGACCGCCACCAAGACACGGUGCACCAGCUGCAACGUGAAGUUUGAGUCGGAGGCUGAGCUGCAGAACCACGUCCAGACGGUGCACAGGGAGCAGGGAGGGGACAGCAACAGCGGGCAGCUCAGGACCCCACAAGUCUCCCCCAUGCCCAGGGCCAGCCCCUCACAGACUGAGGAGAAGAAGACCUACCAGUGCAUCAAGUGUCAGAUGGUCUUCUACAGCGAAUGGGACAUCCAGGUCCACGUGGCCAAUCACAUGCUAGAAGAGGGUCUGAACCAUGAGUGUAAGCUCUGCAGUCAGUCGUUCGACUCGCCAGCCAAACUCCAAUGCCACCUGAUCGAGCACAGCUUCGAGGGCAUGGGCGGCACCUUCAAGUGUCCAGUCUGCUUCACAGUAUUUGUCCAGGCCAGUAAGCUCCAGCAGCACAUCUUCUCAGCCCAUGGCCAGGAGGAUAAGAUAUACGACUGCUCCCAGUGCCCACAGAAGUUCUUCUUCCAGACAGAGCUACAGAACCACAUGUUGACUCAGCACAGCAGUUAACCAGGCAGAUUAUCAGUGGACCUGAGGAGGAGAGGAGAACCAUACGGCGAGGAGGAGAAUCAUGUCUGACCCGGUCGGUCCUCCAGCCACCUUCAGUGCAAUAUCCCACUGGCUCUUUUGCACUGAACUUUGGAUUCAGUUCACAUCGGGAAGAAACAUGUCACACAAAAAGAAAAAAGACGGAUGAAAGACAGAGGGGUGAAAAAAGACGGAUGAAAGACAGAGGGGUGAAAAAAGACGGAUGAAAGACAGAGGGGUGAAAAAAGGACAGAAAAACUUAGCUCUGGUCUUUGACUGGUUGUUAUUUCAACAAAACUGGCCAACUAUCUUUGUAAAUAGAAAUUGUUCAUGUGUUGCUUAAUAACUUCAGCUAUAUUGCAGUCUUAUACAGUAUUUGCCAUUGUACAGUUCUGAACCGUUUGUCCCCAAAAAAAGAACUAGAAAAAAAUGACAAUGCCACUGUCAGUCAGAAGAGGUGGAAUUCAUCAACAAUGUGUUGGUGAAACAGGGUGCCAAUGUGGGGGUAUUAUUAUGUAGGGAACAGGAAGUUGUGGUAUGGUCAGUCAGGACCCUUUUCAUCAGUGCCCAUUUCCUGUAUGUGGACACUAUCCUGACCUGGUCACUCGUUACUGAAGUGGGUAGCGGGGUGCUUGAUCACCAAACCUGACAUUGUGACAUCACGGGUCUUAUUCCAACAUGGCUGUCCUUCUAGAAGACCAGCUGAGGACUGAAUGGUGCAUUUAAUCUGGUCCUCCUGCCUGUGCAAGUUCGAAUGAAAGGAGGAGAAAAAAAGAAGGAAAAACAGGAUAGGGUUCUGAUAUAUGCAAAAGCAGUGACACAGAUUUGGAAAGGCCAGCUAGCUCCUCUGGUUGGCACGGGAACAGAGGCAUCGUGAACCCCCUGUGUCUCCUAGAGCAUUAUGGGGGGGGGGGGGGGGAUCUCCAGCCCACUGAUUUAAACCUGUACAAUUCUGUUAUUAAUGUUUACUGCUCGUUCAAGCCUGGAGAUUACUGGAAUUUUUUUCUUCUCGUUUUUGUUAGCUCUUUGUAUUUUAGAUUUUUUUUGCAAUGGGGAAGACAUCCAUUUUGAUUUGGGGUUGUUGUGGAGACUAUACAUGUAUUACGUCUCUCUGUAGGGAUGUGCUUAUGAAACUUAUGUCCUGGGCUCUCCUGAAGAGUUCCCAACUUAUCCCCUUCCUUCCUCGUUUCCUGCGGUAUCCCAUUGCUCUGCUCUCUGCUCAAGCUGGAAGCCAUUGUGGCGUUAUUAUACACCAAUAUAAAUCAAUCUGUUACAGAUGUAGGAUCUUAAUUUGACCAGUUUUACAGCAGGAAAAUCAUUCCGCAGCAACAGGAAAUGUGAAUUAUUGUGUGGAUUAUAAUUCUUUACCAUUUUUGUAGCAGUUGAUACAUUUUUUGGUGAGGAAAAAUCUAUUCAAAAUCAAGACAAAAUCAAGACAAACUUUAGAAGCCUUUUUAAAUCUCGAGUACAUUACAAGAUUUCAUUUCCUGAUAUGCAGGACAUUUCCUGCAACAACAAGGUGAUUAAAUUAAGAUCCCACAUCUGUAAAUGUUUUUGCAUUCAUUGAACCUGAGAUGCACUUUUGUAUGAAACUUUAAUGUUUUGACCUUUUGAUUGAGAAUUGUUCAUACUCAGUUUACAGGAAACUAACCACCAUCUCCUGCUGCAGCAAAAGGACAGUUCUCUUCUCUGAUGUUAUUCAAAUGUUAUUGUACAAAUAUGGAGUUCUGUAUUUGGCAGACCUCAUUUUUGUGUUGCACAUGUGAUAAAAUAUUAAACAUGUAUGAGAAAACGGC
Messenger RNA from Oncorhynchus kisutch (coho salmon), 6681 nucleotides. Its product is annotated as zinc finger protein 521-like. The transcript is spliced from 8 exons. Bases 629 to 4867 code for a protein of 1412 amino acids. The record is from RefSeq and is a predicted model, not a curated record. NCBI's taxonomy places the organism in Eukaryota, Metazoa, Chordata, Actinopteri, Salmoniformes, Salmonidae.